Penicillium psychrosexuale is the source of this 948-nucleotide messenger RNA. RefSeq lists its product as uncharacterized. NCBI's taxonomy places the organism in Eukaryota, Fungi, Ascomycota, Eurotiomycetes, Eurotiales, Aspergillaceae. The transcript has 4 exons. The record is from RefSeq and is a predicted model, not a curated record. The coding region runs from base 1 to 948 and encodes 315 amino acids.
AUGGGCUGGGUACAUAAUGCCUCUCCCGAGGUUGAAGCUGCCUCGCAGUACCGCCUCAUUCUGGGUGUAUGUUUGAGUCUCACUAUCUUAAUGGUUUUCACGGUUUCCCUGCGACUUUUUCUUCGAGCGCGAGCCAGUCGAUGGGCAGCGGCGGACUAUGUUAUGGUUGUUAGACGCCCAUUUUACCAGAUUGGAAUCGCAGGAUUCAAGGCUUCGCUUUGCCUUAGCUAUCUGCGACUGAUCUCUGGAACCUCAAAGCGUCUUUACCGAAUUGUGAUCUGGAUUGUGAUCGCGGCAUCUACGUUGGGUCAUAUCGCUGGUGCUUUGAGCCUGCUCUUCAAUUGCACACCGGUCCGACGAUCAUGGAACGCCCAUGUACCAGGCACAUGUCUUCCCGUGGGAGGCCUGUUCUACGGUCUCGCAAUUUAUACCAUCAUCACAGACGUGACCAUCAUCGUGCUUCCCAUCCCAUUGCUCCUUAGCCUGAAUAUCAAAACUGCACAGAAGGCUGGUGUUGUGUGCCUUUUCCUCCUCGGUCUCUUCACCACGGUCUGCUCGAUCAUGCGGCUAACUCAGAUACAACGUGUCGCAUUCGGAGAUGGAAACUCAACAAUGCUUGUGCUAUGGGGAACAAUCGAGUUCAACGUGGGCAACAUUGUCACUUGCAUUCCAUAUCUGGCACCUCUACUCAAAGGCUUCGUGCGAGGACUCGCUCCAACCAGUGACAGAAGCAAGAAUUAUUACUAUGACAGCCAAGGCAAAGGCUACUUGAUGGGGAAUUGGUCGAAGGAUCGGCAAUCGCACAUGCAGUCAACAGCUUCCGGCCGUACACAGCUAAAGAGAACACCGAGCGAGGAGCUCAUUUUGGCUAGUCAGGAGCCCGACCACGGAGGUAUCGAGAGGACGAUAGAGUAUAGAGUAUCUUUAGAGGGCAAGCCAACCAAAUAG